AUGGCGAACAUUCCCAGAGCGUAUUCGUUGGUGAACAAUCCGAUUGCCUCGCUGCUAGCGUAUGAAAUAGCCCAAAUACCAAGUCAACCGAAGGUUCCACAGGUCGUGCUGCUCUUAAAUGACCAGAAAAAGCUGUCGAGAUUCCUGGAGAAUGAUUCUAAACUGACUAUACAGAAGGGAAAUGAUUCCGAUUAUCACCAUACCCAGUUCAUGGCGUCACAUCUUCCGCCGGUGUACUCGAGCGGGCAAGUCGCCAGCAUAGCUAAUGCCAUCUUUUCUGGCCCUCACACCAAGGGUCUGGUUCAAUCGAUACGGAAGUAUUGUGCCUGUUUCCAUGGUUUCUCCAAUAUACUCCUAGUGGACCCGCCUGCUGGUGCAAUCGAGCAUCUCUACAGAAAGGUAUGGCGGACUGUGCAUUCCAGACCCAAUCUGUUCGUUGGCGUCACAACCCAACGAGAGCGUAGAAUUGCUACCAGCGUCGAUGAGUUUCGAAUCGAUGUCAAGCAGGGGACGCUGAGUCUGAGCAUCAGUCCAGUCCCAAAGGACUUCAAGCAUUACACAUUCAACACAACGUUCGACGAUGAGCUGAAAAGGCGGCACGAUGUGGACCUGUUCAAGUUGCUAGAUGCUGCCAGUAAUAAUGAGAGCGGAGUCGUACCGCUAGAUAUUCGCUACCACUCCUACGGUGAGCUUCUCUUAAUGCGUUUGGAACGGCUUAUAGUUGAAAGCUGUACCGAGCCACUGGCGGCCAUUUAUGGAUGUAGGUAUAUUGGUGAGCUUCUUUUCUCGAGCCAGGCUGACGAUAUGAUUAGGAAAAUGAUUAAAGAGCAGAUGAGAAUACUUUGGUUAACCCACCCUUUCCUAGCCAACAUACAGAACAGCGGCAUAGCGCUCGACUGCGAGAGGCUUUAUUCUGUCAUUAAGAAAGAGCUGAACAGUGGUAUUGACAGAAAGAGCGUGAUGAGACUAAAAGUUGACCAGUUAGAGGCGACAAACGUGAACGAACUCACGGGAUACUUUGUCCGGCUUGCUGCCUACCGAAAGAUCGAUUGCAAAUGGAACGAAGCUGUCACGAAUCUGGUUAAAGGUAAAGUGGCACUGACACGACAUAGGGCCUUGAGUCAUAAAUAUCUAUAG
Messenger RNA from Torulaspora globosa, 1137 nucleotides. It is a transcript of the gene CBS2, whose product is annotated as Cbs2p. NCBI's taxonomy places the organism in Eukaryota, Fungi, Ascomycota, Saccharomycetes, Saccharomycetales, Saccharomycetaceae. The coding region runs from base 1 to 1137 and encodes 378 amino acids. The record is from RefSeq and is a predicted model, not a curated record. Gene Ontology annotation, cellular component: cytoplasm; mitochondrion. Gene Ontology annotation, molecular function: NADP binding; 2-dehydropantoate 2-reductase activity. The transcript has a single exon.